This is a messenger RNA of Alosa alosa (allis shad), 3905 nucleotides long. RefSeq names its product golgi-associated, gamma adaptin ear containing, ARF binding protein 1 (gene gga1). The transcript is spliced from 17 exons. Bases 9 to 1988 code for a protein of 659 amino acids. NCBI's taxonomy places the organism in Eukaryota, Metazoa, Chordata, Actinopteri, Clupeiformes, Clupeidae. The record is from RefSeq and is a predicted model, not a curated record. Gene Ontology annotation, cellular component: trans-Golgi network. Gene Ontology annotation, molecular function: small GTPase binding; ubiquitin binding; phosphatidylinositol binding. Gene Ontology annotation, biological process: vesicle-mediated transport; intracellular protein transport.
CCCGAAAGAUGGCGGCGCCGCCAGACGAGGGGAGCUUGGAGUCUCGCAUCAACAAAGCUACCAACCCACUCAACAGAGAGACAGACUGGGAUAGCAUUCAAGCCUUCUGUGAACGACUGAACAAUGAACCUGACGGUCCUCAGCUGGCCACCAGGCUUCUGGCUCACAAGAUCCAGUCGCCCCAGGAGUGGGAAGCCAUGCAGGCACUAAUGGUUCUAGAAACAUGCAUGAAGAGCUGUGGGAAAAGGUUCCACAGCGAGGUGGGGAAGUUCCGGUUCCUGAACGAACUCAUCAAAGUAGUCUCUCCCAAGUAUUUAGGUUCCCGUGCCCCUGAGGCAGUGAAGAAGAAAGUGCUGGAGGUCAUGUACAACUGGACCUUGGUGCUACCAGAGGAGACCAAAAUCUCAGAUGCUUAUCAGAUGCUGAAAAAGCAAGGCAUUGUGAAGCAGGACCCGGCACUUCCUGAUGAUAGAUCCCUCCCAAUACCGCCACCCCGACCCAAGAACGCUAUCUUUGAGGAUGAGGAGAAGUCAAAGAUGCUGGCACGCCUGCUGAACAGCACUCACCCCGAGGACCUGCGGGCCGCCAACAAACUCAUCAAGGAAAUGGUGCAGGAAGACCAGAAGCGGAUGGAGAAGGUGUCCAAGCGGGUGAACGCCAUCCAGGAGGUGAAGGAGAGCGUGGGCCUGCUGACGCAGCUCCUGGGGGACUACAGCAACGAGAGUGCCCAGAACAACGAGGAGCUCAUCAAGGACUUGUACCAGCGCUGUGAGAAAAUGAGGCCCACACUGUUUCGCCUAGCCAGCGACACAGAGGACAACGACGAGGCCUUAGCGGAGAUCCUGCAGGCCAACGACAGCCUCACCCAGGUGAUCAACCUGUACAGGCAGCUUGUGAAGGGAGAGGAGGUCAACGGGGACAGCUCGACCAUGCCUCAGCUCAAAGGAAGUAGCACUGCUCUGCUGGACCUGUCAGGCCUUGAUACUUCGCCCUCCGCUCCGACUGUCCCAGAGUUCCCCUCUCAGCCCACCCCUUCACAGGAAAUUGGCAUCAGCCUGCUGGACGAUGAGCUCAUGUCGCUAGGGUUGACUGAUGUGGCCCCUGCAAGCUCUAAUCUGGCUUCCCAGUCCGGAGACGCAACGACAUGGAACUCUUUUCAGUCUUCUGAUAGUGUCGACCCACCUGCUCCAGUCGCACCUGCAGCGGUGCUGUUGCCCUCUGUGACUGCAGCACCUGCGGCACCUGCAGUCCCAGUUAGCGGCGCUCCACCUACCACCAAGGCCCUGGAUGAGCUGGACCUGCUGGGCAAGACGCUGAUGCAGCAGUCCCUUCCCCCCGAGAGCCAGCAGGUCAAAUGGGACAAACUUCAGUCUCACUCCAAGCCCACUCUGCGCGACCUUCAGACCAAGACGACCACGAACCCCAGCCCAACGCCCAGCCCCAUCCUGACCCUGACCUCGGACCAGCCAGAGAUGCUCCUGGACGCCCAGCACGGCCUCGGCGCUCCCUCGCUAGACCUGACCUCUGGCACUAGCACUCCCCCGAAUGACAUUUCCUUAGCUAAUGUGAAUGUACCCUUGGAAUCCAUCAAACCUAGUAGCAUGUUGCCUGUGACUAUAUUUGAUAAACACAGUUUGCGGGUGCUGUUCCACUACGCGCGGGACUGUCCCCCUUCACGGCCGGACGUGCUGGUGGUCAUCAUCUCCAUGCUGUCCUCCGCCCCCAUACCCAUCACCAACAUUCGCUUGCAGUCGGCCGUCCCCAAGACUAUGCGGGUGAAGCUACAGCCUCCGUCCGGCACGGAGCUGCCGGCCUUCAACCCCAUCCUCCCCCCCGCCGCCAUCACCCAAGUCCUGCUGCUGGCCAACCCUCACAAGGAGAAAGUACGAUUGCGGUACAAGCUCACCUUUGAUCUUGGAGAGGAAUCACAUGAUGAGUCUGGGGAUGUUGAACAGUUCCCACCCCCAGAGAACUGGGGGAACCUUUAGGAAAACGGACCAGCUUCCUGUUUGAUGAUCCGUUCUGCUUCCUACUACCCUUUGCCCGAUGGUGUGAACUCGAUACAAUAAUCCUGUCAAUGGUCCUGCUUUUUGAAACUGCAGUCCGUUCUCAUUGCCCACUGCAGUCCUCUAGCUCUGCCUCUUGCCUACCUGUCUGAGUCUGGCUAGUGUGUCUCUUUCUUCAUUUCUCAUUCCAAUGAUUGACGGUUAUGAAAUCAGCCAUGUCCCUCUGCUUGAACACUGUACUUGAUUUAGCUGUGUGCAAAUGUAACCAACUACAACAACCCCGUUGCUAUGACUUCCAAGCAAGUAAGUUGGGCCUUUUUUUUUUUAAACAGAACGUCAGAUGUGUGUGUGCAUGUAUUUGUGUGUGUGUGUGUGUGUGUUUGUGUGUGAGCGAGAGAGAGAGAGAGAGUGUGUGGGACUGUUUGCAUUUCUGUUCAGCAUUUACUCAUCUGUGUCGUCAAGUACUAAAGAAAGAAUGAAACGAAGCCGUCAGUCCAGUCGUCUCGGUUUUACCAGUCGCAUAGUGACAGGUACAUGCAGUGGGCAGGUAGAGGUCUCGAACCACACAACCGGAUAAUGUGUCUAUCUGUGAUAUAUAACAUGCAUCCAGUCCUCUACAAAGGAAAUCCAAAUUAUCCCUUUCCAUGGACUUGAAGUUUAUCAGAUUGUUUUCACCUGUUUUUUUUUUUUUACUAUUAUUUAAACAUUUUUCUGUCUGAUAUUCCACAUGAAGUUGCACUUUCUUUUGCACAUUACCUCCCAAAUACUGACUUAUCGUUUUAUUCCACUACAUUACGUAGUAUUCACUCUAGACAACACACAGUUGGAGCUCACCUGGUCUUUAGAAGGAACCUUAAAAGGGGGAACCGUGCGGACUAUUUGUGUCCGCGGUCCUGAGCCGUCUGCACUUCCCUUGUUGACUGCUGUAGACACCCAAAGGGAGCCCUGGUUUGGGGGUUCCACCAGGCAAGCUGUCGAUGCUGAAUUCUUGUUUGAAAAUCUACCGUAUGUGCCUGAGCCGACACGUUUCUUUUGCGUUUCUAGUUCCAGUCUUGUUCUGUUUCUUUUAUUAUUCUUUUUUUUUUUUAAAGCUGUGUAGAGAUACAUGUCGUACAUUAGUCUUUUAAGUUUGGAAUUCCAUUUUGAAGAGAGCUGUUUGCAAAUGUUUUUUUGUUUUGUUUGUUUGUUUGUUUGUUUGUUUGUUUGUUUUCUGCUUGGUAAAUUAAUUGUGUUCACACUAACCAUAGAGUGCAUCAGGGACAGGGAGUUAUUUGGAAGCAAUUUGUGUGUUAACUUGUGAGAUCAUGAAGAAUAGAAGACGGUUAACGGUUAACACAGUUGGAACUCUCACCAUUCUCCACCUGUGCUGCCUCUUUGGAUCCUCCCCUGGAAUAUUCUCAUGUAAACCCUAUUGUGAUGUUGCACUUCUGACUUGUUGCCCCCACCCCCCCUUGCUUACCCCAGUAUGGUUGAGCCUGUGCCCCCAGGCCUGGGGAGGCUAUGAAUCAAUGACGUCCCUCCAGGAGAGACCGGACUCAUAAGCUGAGCCUCAUACCCACUCAGCUAAUGGGAGCUGAAUGGCUUGCGCUUGAGGAAGGCCAAGCUGACUGCCAUGGCAAACGUGGCAUCCUCAGUCUCCAAAACACAUUCCGAACACCCCCAUCUGCCCACCUGCAUCAUUACCCCCCCACACCCCCAUACCCCCUAAUGCUCAUGCUACUUGCUCACUUCAUUGCCCUUCCUUAACUGGUCUGAUUUUGUAAAUAGUAUCGGUAUUGCAAUUAUGUACAUUUGCCAAAAAAGAAUACAAAGAAAUACAGAUGCAAAAUCAUUAUGGAGGGAAAAUGGAGAGAAUGUAGUGCAAAUAUGUAUUUAAGGGAAAUAAAAGUUAUUCUUUUU